AUGUUUACUCAACUAGAAGGGGGAUAUAUUGGUGUUAUCCAAAAAUAUCCAUACGUUGAUGGAGAUGAUCGGCUAUGGUUAAGACUAGGAAAAGAGUAUACUAUCAGUAAAGAGAAAUCAUCAAAUGUUAUUGUGAAUAUAAAAUCAAAAUGGGAACUUAUUGCCUUCAGCCAAAAUGCUAUUAUUUCUGGUAAUGGAUUAGUUAUAGUUAAUGGAAAAGAAUAUAAUGGAUUAGCUGAAUUAAAUGAUAAUGACGUAUUCAAAUUAGAAGACAUUUCUUUUCAAUUCUCAAUGAAAGUUCAUUCAUUAACUGUUCCACAGAUUCAAUAUCCUGAUUUAUUAUUAUUUGAAUUACAAAGAAAGUAUCCUUCUGAAACUUGGCUUGAACAAAUUAACCCAAACGAUUUAUUAAAUUCAAUAAAUAAUAAUAUACCAAAGUUAUCAACUCAAUCAACUCAAAUCAUUCAACAUCUUUUAAAUGAUAUUUUUAUCACUCAUAUUGAUUAUAAUCAACUUAAACAAUUAAAAGAUGAUUAUGAAAUUCAAAAAAUAAAGAAAAUAGAUUCUUUUACUUUACUUAAUCCUAUCCAUUCUGAUUCUGAACAUCAACAAUCUGAAAAACUUCUAUCAGUUUCAGAAAUAAACCAAUUACAGGCAAAUCCUCUUUCAUCUGAUUCAUCAAAAUCAAAAGAAACAACUAAAUCUUUCUUUCAAAAAAAACCAAAACAUUCUAAAAACCUUAAACACCAUCAUAAGGAUAAGAAAAUUCAAUUUAACCCUAUUUUUAAAUCUUCUCCAAAGCAUUUCUCUCAAUUAUCUUCUUCAACAUCUAGUUCUAUUUCAAAACCAAUAGAAAUACAAUCAGAUUCUAAAGAAAAAAAUGAUCCUGAAUUACCUAAACCUCGGAAGUUAGUUCGUAGUUUUGAAUUAUCAAAAAGGGUUAUUGAACAAAAUGAAAUCCCUCAACUCCAAACUCCAUUUGAAGAAGAUGAUAUUGAUCUCUCUGCUGUAUUACAAUUGCUUGACUCUGGUUCUCAAAAACAACCAGAGAAGUAG
This is a messenger RNA of Entamoeba dispar SAW760, 1056 nucleotides long. RefSeq lists its product as uncharacterized. The transcript has 4 exons. NCBI's taxonomy places the organism in Eukaryota, Evosea, Mastigamoebida, Endamoebidae. The coding region runs from base 1 to 1056 and encodes 351 amino acids. The record is from RefSeq and is a predicted model, not a curated record.